AUUCGAGUUUAAAAAGGCCCGGCAGCAGCCACAAGUCAGAGAGCAGCGGGUCCCUCUGUGUGAGCACCAGGUAGCUCCAUAUACGGUUUGGAGAGGCACCUCGCAGCCCCUCUGGCACUGUAUCUGCUCGGGCGCACAGAGGGGCAGUGCCAUGCACACUCCUGACUAUGCGGUGCUCCUGAGCGGAGGGAACCAGUCUCUGGUCUUCAGUCCCUCUAAUGACUUUACUAUGGAAACGCCUGGAAACGACACCGUCCACCCGAACGGGUCCGAUCCGUUUGCGCGCAACGAGGAGGUGGCCCAAAUCGAGAUCAUGGUCCUGAGCAUCACCUUUGUGGUUGCUGUGAUUGGGAACGUGAGCGUCCUGCUCGCGAUGUACAACACGAAGAAGAAGAUGUCGCGGAUGCACCUUUUCAUCAAACACCUCAGCCUGGCUGACCUGGUGGUCGCCUUCUUCCAGGUGCUGCCGCAGCUCUGCUGGGAUGUCACCUUCCGCUUCUACGGUCCGGACUUUCUCUGCAGGAUAGUCAAACACCUCCAGGUGAUGGGGAUGUUUGCAUCCACCUACAUGAUGGUGAUGAUGACCCUGGACCGUUACAUUGCCAUCUGCCACCCUCUGAAAACCCUCCAGCAGCCCACCCAGCGCUCCUAUAUCAUGAUCAUCUCCACGUGGAUGUGCAGCCUGGUGUUCAGCAUUCCGCAGUACUUCAUCUUCUCCCUGAGCGAAAUCAAGAACGGCUCGGAUGUCCAAGACUGCUGGGCGCACUUUAUCGACCCGUGGGGGGCCAAGGCGUACAUCACCUGGAUAACCGUGGGCAUCUUCCUCGUGCCAGUUGUAAUUCUUAUGCUGUGCUAUGGGUUCAUCUGCCACAGCAUAUGGCAAAACAUUCAGUACAAGAAAAGGAAAACGACGGCUGGUACUGCCAACAAGAACGGGCUGAUUGGGAAGCAUUCAGUCAGCAGCAUUACAACUAUAUCAAGGGCAAAGCUGAGGACUGUUAAAAUGACUUUUGUGAUCGUUUUGGCGUACAUUAUUUGCUGGGCGCCGUUUUUCAUAGUUCAGAUGUGGUCUGUGUGGGAUGAAAACUUCCAGUAUGCGGAUUCUGAGAACACAGCAGUGACUCUGUCUGCACUCCUUGCCAGUCUCAACAGCUGCUGCAACCCGUGGAUAUACAUGAUCUUCAGCGGCCACCUCCUGCAGGACUUUGUGCACUGCUUCUCCUGCUGCCACAAAAUUAACGCAGACUUCAAGAAGGAGGACUCAGACAGCAGCAUCCGCAGAACAACGUUGCUCACUAAGAUGACUAAUCGGAGCCCUACGGGAAGCUCGAGCAACUGGAGGGAACUAGAUAAUUCUCCAAAGACCUCCAUUCAGGCGGAGUAAACACACAGCCAGGCUACUCUGUUUACCGGGGUGGGAGUAAAAAAAACAUGUUUGGGAGUGGCACCGAGGUACACAUAUCAACUCAUCUUAACUUUGGGCAUGACUGACAGGGACUGAAAUGUCCCCCAAACUCACAAACUAUCAAGCACAUUAAGCUUUUUGCAAGGAAAUCAUGGAAAUAUGAUAAUUUGCAACAAUACAGGAAAUUUAGACAUAUUACCAUAGUCCUGUUGCUUCUGCGUACAAACAUAUUCUUUUUUUCACAUAACCUCUGCAAAAAUAUUAGAAAAAUAUUGGAAAUGGAAGUUAAAUUGCAUAGUUUUACUCCUAAGUUAUCAUAUUUUUAUUUCUCCACAAUUAAUCGUAAAAGUACUUGAUGCUGACAGGUCAGAUUUUUCAUCAUUUUGUUGAUUUUAGUUGUAAAAA
Molecule: messenger RNA, 1810 nt
Organism: Centropristis striata (black sea bass)
Lineage: Eukaryota; Metazoa; Chordata; Actinopteri; Perciformes; Serranidae
Gene: avpr1aa
Product: arginine vasopressin receptor 1Aa
Exons: 2
Coding region: 152-1384 (410 amino acids)
Biological process (GO): positive regulation of vasoconstriction; regulation of systemic arterial blood pressure by vasopressin; G protein-coupled receptor signaling pathway
Cellular component (GO): membrane
Molecular function (GO): vasopressin receptor activity; peptide binding
Source: RefSeq, a predicted model, not a curated record